Lichtheimia ornata is the source of this 1083-nucleotide messenger RNA. RefSeq names its product WD repeat-containing protein 5. NCBI's taxonomy places the organism in Eukaryota, Fungi, Mucoromycota, Mucoromycetes, Mucorales, Lichtheimiaceae. The transcript has 7 exons. The record is from RefSeq and is a predicted model, not a curated record. The coding region runs from base 1 to 1083 and encodes 360 amino acids. Gene Ontology annotation, molecular function: protein binding.
AUGGAGCAAUCACAACCAGCCAAAGAAUCCUCCGUACCGACAGACACCAACAAUGGAGAAAAGCGGCCUGCCGAAUCGUCUCCAGCCGACGAUGCUCCACCCGAAAAGCAGAUCAAGACGAAUGAAGGCGCACGACCACAGCCUCGGCCUGAACAACGCAAACCACAAUACGAAUUGAAAUAUUCUCUAGUCGGCCAUCGCAUGUCAGUCUCCAGUGUUAAAUUCUCGCCUGACGGCAAAUGGCUCGCCAGUUGUUCUGCUGAUAAGACAAUCAAAAUUUGGCACGCAUUGGAUGGCAAAUAUGAAGCUACUUUGGAAGGUCAUUCUCAGGGUAUCUCAGAUGUUGCGUGGGCUUCCGAUUCCCAAAACCUUUGCUCAGCAUCAGACGACAAGACCAUUCGUAUUUGGAAUUUAGGAUCACGUGAAACCACCAAGGUGCUCAAGGGACAUUCCAAUUACGUAUUCUGCGUCAACUAUAAUCCACAAUCAAAUCUCAUUGUUUCGGGCUCAUUUGAUGAAAGUAUCAAGAUUUGGGAUGUAAAGAAAGGCAAAUGCAUGAAGACACUACCAGCACAUUCUGAUCCCGUAUCCGCCGUACAUUUCAAUCGAGACGGUACCAUGAUUGUAUCUUGCAGCCAUGAUGGAUUAAUUCGUAUUUGGGAUACCGCCAGCGGACAAUGUCUAAAGACCUUGGUUGAUGAUGACAACCCACCUGUAUCUUUUGUCAAAUUCUCUCCCAAUGGCAAGUAUAUCCUUGCGUCGACGCUCGACAAUACGCUGCGGUUGUGGAAUUAUCAUACCGGAAAGUGUCUCAAAACCUAUCGGGGGCAUGAGAACAACAAGUAUUGUAUUUUUGCAAGUUACAGUGUGACGGGUGGAAAAUGGAUUGUCAGUGGAAGCGAGGAUCACCACAUCUAUAUUUGGAAUUUGCAGACAAAAGAAAUCGUACAAAAACUGGAAGGGCAUUCAGACGUUGUGCUUUGUAUAGCGUGCCAUCCCACAAUGAACAUUAUUGCAUCUGGGUCGAUCGAUAAGGAUAAGUCUGUGAAGCUGUGGUUUGACAAAUCCCAACCUUCAGCAUAG